AUUUCCACGUGUUCUUUUCCUACCUUCUUUCUUUUUUCGCCGCCAUCUUGAACGAGUCAAGAUGCCCAAACCAGUUUGCUCGAAAACCUUCACGACCCCGCGUCGUCCCUUUGAAAAAGAACGCUUGGACCAAGAAUUAAAGAUCAUUGGUGAAUAUGGGCUACGAAAUAAACGCGAAGUAUGGCGUGUGAAGUACACUUUGGCCAAAAUUCGUAAAGCGGCCCGAGAAUUGUUGACCCUCGACGAGAAAGACCCACGUCGUUUGUUCGAGGGAAACGCUUUGCUACGUAGGCUUGUGCGAAUCGGUGUGUUAGACGAGAGCAGGAUGAAGUUGGAUUACGUUUUGGGUCUCCGAAUUGAGGAUUUCUUAGAGAGGAGGCUUCAGACUCAAGUUUUUAAGUUGGGUCUAGCAAAGUCAAUCCAUCAUGCCAGGGUGCUUAUAUUCCAGCGCCAUAUUAGGUGGGUUUUUUGAGGGUGAUUUGUAGGUGUGAUAUGGUAUAUACCAUAAAUUUGAUGGUAGGUGCCACAAAGUGUUAUGGUAUAUGUCAAAAACAUCAUGGUGAAUUAAAAAAUACAUGUAUAUACUGUACCAAAAUAAUGGUAAAUACCAGAGAAAUGAUUUACUAUAAUCCACACUGCUAGGUUUGCGGUUUUCCAUGUGCACUGAAGAUCUUUGCCAGAGCAUGCAAUUUUGUCAUCCUGGUGCAUUGAUUUUUCAGAGAAGAAAACUUAGCAGUCUGGACUAUAGAUGAUAAAUCUAUAGGUAAUGGGUAAGACUGUAUGGUAAAACCGGUACCUUAUUUAGGCUUAUAACCAUUAUUAAACUGUAGACUAUAAUGCCUUUCAGAGUUCGUAAGCAGCUCGUCAAUGUACCAUCCUUCAUUGUGCGACUGGACUCCCAGAAGCACAUUGAUUUCAGCUCUAAGUCACCAUACGGAGGAGGCCGACCUGGCCGCGUCAAGCGCAAGAAUAUGAAGAAGGGAGCGCAGGGUGGAUCUGGUGGAGAGGACGAAGAUGAGGAUUAGAAAUGGUAAUUUGUGAGCCCCCCACUGUGAAAUCUCACCCUGACUUUGUACAGCAGUGACGUGCUGCACCCCUGUUGAAGUCUUAAUGCUCCCAUAUCACCUCCCAAUUUAAAGCACCCCUUAUUCAAUAUCAUAGCCCUGGAAAUUCUCAUGUAUUUUCUAACUGAAUGUCUUGUACUGGAUGGUUCCAACAGCAACUGUGAACUAUUCUUAGAGGUCAAGUAAGAACUAUCUCUUGUUCGUAUAGUGUUGGUACAGGAGGAAAUUUACAGCAAUUACACCAAUGACUGCACCAGAAUAUGUAGUUAGAUGAAAUAGUAAUUUUUUGAAUUUCUUUUUAGGCAUUUCAACAAGACUACUGACAUGAAGAAAACCAUGUGUAUAUGUCUUUGUGAAUACUGAAAAUUAAUAAAUAUUUCUUGAUGCCAAUAUUUGUUGUUAUUUUUUAUAAGUGUCUAUUGGGAG
This is a messenger RNA of Paramuricea clavata, 1490 nucleotides long. The record is from the annotation of a GenBank genome assembly. NCBI's taxonomy places the organism in Eukaryota, Metazoa, Cnidaria, Anthozoa, Malacalcyonacea, Plexauridae.